AUGUCUGAUAAGUUGUUAUAUGCUCCUUCCCCAACCGAUUUGGGUUCACGGGUUUGCUUGAUAUCGAGGGUCCACGGCCUUCAAAAGGUAGAGGAAUAUUUCAAUAACGUCCCCGAGAGCAUGAAAACCGGUGUGGUAUUCAGCAGUCUCCUCAACUGUUACGCUCGUGAAAAGUCUGCAGAGAAAGCAGAGAAGCUCAUGCAGACGAUGAAGGAUACGGGAAUUUCCGUGAGCACGAUUUGUUACAACGUGAUGAUGAAUAUGUACUAUCAGAUGAAUGCCCACGAAAGAUUAGAUUCUCUGAUGCUUGAAAUGGAGCAAACCCGAAUUCCUUACGACCAGUUUACUCUCAGCAUCCGCCUUAGUGCUUAUGCGUCAGUUUCCGAUACCGAAGGAAUAGAGAAAACUGUGGAGAGUAUAGCCUCCAUCUCGCAAACCGCCGUCGACUGGAGCAUUUACACCAUUGCAGCUGACGCUUAUCUUAAAGUUAACCUCGUCGAUAAGGCAGUAACGAUGCUGAAGAAGUGCGAGGAGCUCGUGAACGGAAAAACCGGGAAUGAAGCAUUUCAUAUGCUCAUCAAACUGUAUGCGAAAACCGGUAGAAAAGAGGACCUUUGCCGGAUCUGGUUCCAUUUCAAGGCAGAGAGAAAAGUGUAUAACAGAGGCUACAUUACAAUGAUAGAUUCAGCUCUGAAACUUGACGAUGUUGAACUGGCCGAGAGAGUCUUAGACCAGUGGGAAUCCGGGAAAUUGUCAUACGAUUUCCGGAUCCCCGAUCUGUUGAUUCGAGCCUACUGCAAAAAGGGUCUCGUCGAGAAGGCUGGAGGGCUCAUGCGAAAGGCGGAAGCAAAUGGAGUCGAUCCACCGAUGGAUGCAUAUUCAUGCUUGGCAAGCAAGUACCUCGAGGAUAACGAGAUUUCCAAGGCGACGGAAGCGAUUGAACGUGCGAUUUCGUCACGGGCCGAUGCCGAACAGAGGCAUCCGAAGAGAGAAUUGAUGAGUCUGUGCAUGAAACAUAUACAGGGAAGAGGUGACAGAGACAGGUUGGGUGUGUUCAUGGAGUGUUUAAGAAGUGAGAAUGUCUUCUCCGCAGCUGCAGUUGAAAGACUCCAUCUUCAUCUGUCAAAUGGUCCAAAAAUAAAAUGCUAA
Tarenaya hassleriana is the source of this 1149-nucleotide messenger RNA. Its product is annotated as pentatricopeptide repeat-containing protein At2g20710, mitochondrial-like. Gene Ontology annotation, molecular function: protein binding. Bases 1 to 1149 code for a protein of 382 amino acids. The record is from RefSeq and is a predicted model, not a curated record. NCBI's taxonomy places the organism in Eukaryota, Viridiplantae, Streptophyta, Magnoliopsida, Brassicales, Cleomaceae. The transcript has a single exon. Gene Ontology annotation, cellular component: mitochondrion.